CCCCCUCCCACCUUCAUUCCAUACCUCAGCAUCACCCAAUCAGGGCAUCCAUGGGUAGCCUGGCUGUGGUAUUUAAGAUGGCCACAGGAACUGGUUUGUGCAUUAGAUUUUGGAUCUUUGGAGGAUUGUUUUGGUGCUGGUUCCUGGGGUAAUACGCUGAUAGUUUUGAAAUCUGAAACCGAGAAGCAAAUAAAAGAACCUGUGAGACCAUGACUACCUUCACUCCAGAGGACUUUGGCUUCACCUUGCUGGAGGAUGGGACUUCUGUCCAGGAUGUCAUCGAUCAGAAGAUCGACACGUUGCGUGCGGAGGAGUCCAAAGAGGCCUUCUUUGUGGCGGACCUGGGGGAGGUGGUGAGGAGGUACCAGUUGUGGGUACGUGAGAUACCUCGAGCCACGCCCUUCUACGCCGUUAAGUGCAACGACAGCCUUCCCAUUGUCAAGACACUUGCGGCCCUGGGGACAGGGUUCGACUGCGCCAGCAAGUGUGAGAUGCAUCUCAUAACGUCUCUCGGGGUGGACCCCAGCAGGAUCAUCUUUUCCCACACCAUCAAGCCGCCCACCUACCUGAAAUACGCCACUUCCCUUGGGAUCCAGAAGAUGACCUUCGACAACGAGGCAGAGCUUGUUAAGAUCGCCCAAUGCUGUGAAAAUCCCAAGCUGGUCCUCCGCAUUACUGUGGAUGACACGCAUUCCAUGUUCUCCAUGAGCACCAAGUUCGGGGCGAAGCUGGAGACAUGCCCGGCACUCCUGAAACGUGCGCAGGAGCUGGGCCUGGACGUCAUCGGGGUCAGCUUCCACGUGGGCAGCUACUGUAUGGAUCCUGUGUCCUACAAAAAGGCCAUCGAAAAUGCCAAAGGCAUCUUUGACCUGGCGGCAACGAUUGGCUACAAAAUGACCUUCCUGGACCUUGGUGGAGGAUACCCUGGGUUUGACAUUCCCGAUGUUGUUCACUUUAAACAGAUGGCCGUUGAAAUAAAUCUCGCUCUGGACAAGUACUUCCCCGUCAGCUCCGAAGUCCAAAUAAUCAGCGAGCCCGGCCGCUACUUCCCAUCGACAGCCUACACGCUGGCUGUCAAUGUCGUCAGUAAGAGGGUGGACAUCAAGAAGUUCAGUGAUGACAAAGAUGACGGGGCCAAGGAGAAGAUCGUUAAUUACUUUGUGAAUGAUGGGAUCCACUCUUCAUUUAGAUUCGUCAUUUUCCACGAUACCUACGUCCUGCCAAGUGCACAAAAGAAAAGUAAGCCAGGUGAGUGCGUCUACCCCAGCACCAUCUUCGGCCAGACCUGUGAUGGGCACGACCUCAUUGUGGAAGAAUACAACCUGCCGGAUAUACAGGUGGGCCAAUGGAUGAUAUUUAACCACAUGGGGGCCUACUCCGUCACCACUGCCACCAACUUCAACGGCUUCCCGAUGCCUAAAACCAACUUUGUGAUGACCCCGAUAUUAUGGAAACAGCUUCAGGAGAUCUCUGCUAAGGCGGGCCAAGAUCGUUUGAAGCUGUGCUGUCUCAACGCUGACUUGGAUUCCGUCUGCACAGUGAUGCCUGGCCCCACCCGCAAGUGGAGAGCUAAAGGGGGGGAGGGGAAGUAGAGAGGGUGAGAG
Conger conger (European conger) is the source of this 1604-nucleotide messenger RNA. Its product is annotated as ornithine decarboxylase 1-like. The record is from RefSeq and is a predicted model, not a curated record. Bases 210 to 1592 code for a protein of 460 amino acids. Gene Ontology annotation, cellular component: cytoplasm. Lineage: Eukaryota; Metazoa; Chordata; Actinopteri; Anguilliformes; Congridae. Gene Ontology annotation, molecular function: ornithine decarboxylase activity. The transcript is spliced from 10 exons.